GGUACCAAAACGCCCAUUUGAGCCCGUGCGGGGAUUUACGGGGGCCCACGCUGAGCACGACGGUACUUCCGUAAGGUGAAUCCGGGGUUACUUCAAAAUGAUCCUCCUUACCUUAUCCCUCAUCUGGGUCAAGUCCAUCCCUCGGGUUCGCUGGAUGCCACGGUUUUGUUUCUUAUUACCCUCCCUAAGCCCCCGCCAUCGCCCUUCAUUCAGCUCUCUUCAGCCCGUCUCUUCUUCAUUUAGCCAUUGUAUACUGACCUCCACCUUCCCGCCAAGUCAUGGCCGGUCGUCGUUAACCACGUCUUCCACAUUCUCCCCCACAUUCAUUCCUACUUCGUACUACAGUAGCCCCUUUCUUUGGAAUAAUCUCGAACCAAGCCCACCCACCGAACCCCCGCCGCGAUAACCAUAUCAGCACAUAUCCUUGGACUUAACGUUUCCGCGCAGCCGGUAUGCCUUCCGGCGAAUAACUACAGCAACGAAUAACUUGGACUAUUAACCCCUUUCCUGGCUACAUUUUGACCCUGUGAGAGCCGCCAUCGCCGACACUUGGAUCCCGGCAUAUCCCAUGUCCCGCUCU
Phialemonium atrogriseum is the source of this 580-nucleotide messenger RNA. RefSeq lists its product as uncharacterized. Bases 98 to 406 code for a protein of 102 amino acids. The transcript has a single exon. The record is from RefSeq and is a predicted model, not a curated record. Lineage: Eukaryota; Fungi; Ascomycota; Sordariomycetes; Cephalothecales; Cephalothecaceae.